Molecule: messenger RNA, 1014 nt
Organism: Chenopodium quinoa (quinoa)
Lineage: Eukaryota; Viridiplantae; Streptophyta; Magnoliopsida; Caryophyllales; Amaranthaceae
Product: protein DEHYDRATION-INDUCED 19 homolog 5-like
Exons: 6
Coding region: 115-789 (224 amino acids)
Source: RefSeq, a predicted model, not a curated record
CAAAAGGAGAAUGAAAAAGAAAGCAAUUGAAAAAGAGAUCAAGAACCAAAGAGUGAGUGACUCAGAACAGCAGCAGCAGCAGUUGAAGAAAGGAGAGAGAAAAAGGACAUACUUAUGCAUCAUCAUCAUCUGCUUAAAGACUUAACAAAAAUACAAGUAGAAGCAGAAGCAGCAAUGGAUAUGGAUUCAUGGGCAUCAAAAGUUCAUUCUUCUAGGCAUUUCUCCUCCCAUCUCAGCUCAGGAAAUAGAUUAGUGCUGGAUGAUUCAGAAGUAAAGGAUGAUGCAAGGGCUUAUUUCACAUGUCCAUUCUGUUAUAUCGAUAUCGAACUCACUACACUUUGUGAUCAUCUACAAGGAGAACACUGCUUUGAUGUCAAGAAUGCGGUUUGCCCUGUGUGUGCACUGAAUCUGGGAAAAGAUGUUGUCGGGCAUUUUAAAACGCAUCAUAUGAGUUCUAUCAAGACUCGGAGAAGGUCUCAUAAGUCAGGAUUCUGGAACUUCUAUGCUGGAAGAAUGGCUGGUGGCUUGAGUGCAAAAGGUGGCACCGAAAAUGUGAAUGCUUUAACAUCCGAUCCACUUCUGUCUCCAUUUUUGUUUAAUGUACCAUAUUCAGAAACUAAGGAUGAUCAAUCUCAAGAUACGUGUUCUAUUGAUGAUCUCCCAUCCAUCCCAGAGAAAGAAAGCUCAAAGUCAUCAAAGUUGAAACAAAAAGAAGAAAAGGAAGACUCAGAAGAGUUGAGGCAGAGAGCAGCAUUCUGUCAGCAGUUAUUUUUUUCAACCAUAGUCUAAAAUCCCUCCCAUUAAUCAGUAGUGCUUAAAUAUGAGAUUAGUUUCCUGUCAAGGUAAGGUAAGAGAUGUAGCACAUGUUUUCGGGUGCACAAUUAUCUUCCAUAUUCAUUCCCAGGGUCUAGUAAUUUCCACAUAAAUUAAGAGUAUAUGUAAUAUUGAUGUUUAUUAAAGGCAAUUAGAUAUGGAAAUUUAUUAAUUGCAUAGAACGCUUAUAUGAACAGCCAA